Messenger RNA from Danaus chrysippus (African queen), 927 nucleotides. Lineage: Eukaryota; Metazoa; Arthropoda; Insecta; Lepidoptera; Nymphalidae. The record is from the annotation of a GenBank genome assembly.
AUGGCGGCCGCCGUAGGCAGGAUUUGUGGGGCACGACUUUUGCAAAAAUAUGGGAUAGUGGCUCCCCAGAUUUGUCAGCUGUCCACUAAUGCUCAGGCAUGGACUAAGAGUCGGAAAUUGUGGUUGACCACAUUAGGUGUGGGCGCAGGAGGUGUCGGAGCCUUACUGUUUGCAUUGGAACAGUCGGUACAGGCUUCGGGCUCUGAAGCACAUCCCUAUCAUCAGCCGUGGAGCCACAAUGGAUGGUUCCAAUCUCUUGAUCAUGCCAGUAUUCGCCGUGGUUAUGAAGUUUACAAGCAAGUAUGCAAGGCUUGCCACUCUUUACAGUACAUUGCCUACCGUAACUUAGUAAAUGUGAGCCAUACUGAGGAAGAGGCAAAGGCAGAAGCUGCUGAGGUCAUGAUUAAGGAUGGUCCUGAUGAAGAAGGCAACUACUUUGAACGUCCCGGAAAACUAUCUGACUACUUCCCAUCACCAUACCCCAACGAAAAUGCAGCUCGAGCUGCUAACAAUGGUGCCUACCCUCCGGACUUAUCCCUGAUAGUGUCUGGUCGUAAGGGCGGCGAGGAUUACAUCUUCGCCCUGCUAACGGGUUACAUGGAAGCACCCGCUGGUGUUGUACUGCGUGAGGGGCAGAACUACAACCCAUACUUCCCCGGCGGUGCCAUUUCUAUGGCACAAGUUUUGUUCGAUGAGGCUGCGGAAUACAGUGAUGGUACUCCAGCAACGGCUUCUCAGUUGGCAAAGGACGUAGCAACAUUCUUACGUUGGUGUUCCGAACCUGAGUUAGACGAGCGCCGUCUCAUGACUAUCAAGGCCAUUGGAAUAUUCUCCUUCCUAGCCGCCAUAGUGUACUAUUACAAACGGCACAAGUGGUCCACAAUGAAGUCCCGCAAACUAGCCUACAAAGCGGUAUCUAAGAAGUAA